This is a messenger RNA of Motacilla alba alba, 1039 nucleotides long. It is a transcript of the gene C21H1orf159, whose product is annotated as chromosome 21 C1orf159 homolog. The record is from RefSeq and is a predicted model, not a curated record. NCBI's taxonomy places the organism in Eukaryota, Metazoa, Chordata, Aves, Passeriformes, Motacillidae. The transcript is spliced from 10 exons. Bases 293 to 754 code for a protein of 153 amino acids.
UGGAGGGCGGGGGGUACGAACGGGAGCCUCGGCGGUGGCGGGGGGAUGCUCAGGGGAGCGCUCAGCAGGUUCCUGGUGAAAUGAGCAGCCAGGCACGAGCCCCGGGUGUUGGCUGGCAGCUGGGCAAGGUGCACAGGGCUCCUGGGAGCCUGCAGGGAUGGGAAUCCAAGCGGGGCUGAGCUGAGCCAGCCGUGGCCUUCUCCAGCUCUUCCAGGGGAUUUUCCGGCCACGUUUCCCCUUUAUUAUGAGCCGUUCCUCGAGGGUGUCCCUCUAGAGCUGUGUUUUUCCUGGAAUGGAGGUGCCCAUCGUGCUUCUCCUGAGCAGGCUCGUGGCAGAAGUUGCUGGAAAAUCCACGGAAAACUCGGCGCCAGAGGCGGAAUGCUGCGCGGGGACGGCGCGCCCCAACGGCUCCUGCCCAGGUGGCGGGAGCAGAGGGAUGGACUCGCACGGGAACGAGAGCGCCGCGCUGAUCCAGAACCCCGGGGGCCCCGAGGUCGCCGCCUCGCUGAUCCUGGGCUCGUUCCUGCUCAGCCUGUUCCUGAUCCUCUCCGUGGCCGCUUUCUUCUACCUCAAACGAGGCCACAGGCUGCCCCAGGUUUUCUACCGCAGGAACAAGGCGUCUGUUCUCCAGCCCAGUGAAACAGCAUCCAUGAUCCCUCCUCCGGCUUCUUCAGUGCGGAAGCCGCGCUACGUCCGCCGCGAGCGCUCGCUGGGCGCGCCCGGCGCCGCCGACAGCCGGGUCAGCAACGUCUGAGCCCCGGGAGCCGCUGAUCCCACGGGAAUCCCGACCCCGGAGCCGCUGAUCCCACGGGAAUCCCGACCCGGGAGCCGCUGAUCCCGCGGGAAUCCUGACCCCGGAGCCGCUGAUCCCACGGGAAUCCCGACCCCGGAGACCCGGGAACCCCGGGAGCCGCUGAUCCCACGGGAAUCCUGACCCCGGAGCCGCUGAUCCCACGGGAAUCCCGACCCCGGGAGCCGCUGAUCCCACGGGAUCCUGACCCCGGAGCCGCUGAUCCCACGGGAUCCUGACCCCGGAGCC